GCACACGUAUAUUGGAUACUUAUUGUGUCUGUACUAGUGAUUUGCUAGUAUUAUGAGGCUAUGCCAUGUUUUGAAUUUAAUUUGCUGAAGUACUACUUUUUCAUACAUCCAGCGGAUGAACACGCCCUCACUGCGCUCGGUGACAGCGUGACGUCUUUACUGUGCGCCUCGUGUUGUUUACAGACAGCCGUUAGGUAUUCAGCUUCCCAAAAAUCAGUUGUUUUGAUCCCAAACAUGGGAGAAAUAGUUCAAGAUUAUAACAUGAGUGCAUAUCGAGGACAAGCACAGAGUAAAUUAGACGAUCAUUAAUAGAGAAAACAGCGUUGUUUGGACGGCAAAUUUGUGUAAAGUAUUUUUAUGGAUGUUGUCUGAAUGCAUCUGAAUUGGAGGCUGCAAACCAAAAAGUUGCCAAGAGGUUAAAGUCACCUGGACAGCUGCCACUUUUAAAGUUACUGUCUGGGCCAAUAUGACAAUGUGAGAAGUCAAACAUGGAUGAAGAGGAAGAUGUGGAGACAAUUGGUGAGCAGCUGUACAGUCGGAUUUACCCAAAACAUGAAGAGUAUGCAGGAAAACUCACAGGUAUGUUGCUGGAGCUGCCAGGUGCUGUCCUGAGCCAGAUGCUGCAGGAUGAGGUGAUGCUGACCGCAGCCGUGGAGAAAGCUCUCAGAGCCCUGCAGGUGGCACAGGAGCCCAGCAAAGUAACAUGUAAAGAGGAGGAUGACGUGUCUGCGUCCUCGGACUCUUUGGGGGAGCAGCUGUUUGAGCUGGUGGAUGUUUACAACACCGGUCACUCACAGAAAAUCACAGGAAUGCUUCUGGAGCAGCACAAAGAGGCCGUGUUAAACCUACUCUCAGAUUCCAAACUGCUGGAAGAGCAGGUGAACCGAGCUCUGAAGACACUAAAAGAGCAGAAUGUGGAAGAGACGGACGUCAGUGACUCGUCGGACGCUGAUGACACAGAGAGGCUGGGAGAGAGGCUCUUUUCAUUGGUGGAGGAGCUGGAUCCACUUCAUGCAAAUUAUAUUACAGGUAUGCUACUGGAGAUGGAACCGGUUGCUCUCCGACAGCUGCUCAAUGACCACAAGAUGCUGGAAGUUGCUGUUCAGAAAGCAAAAGCAGCGCUGGACACUUAAGAGUUGAACUUUCUCAAUGAUAAAUACUUACUUGAACAGAAGAGGACAACAAAGUUUUGCACACAGAAUCAACACAUCAAUUAAAGAGCUCAGAUACUAUAAUGGUGGGAAGAGAUGACAUGUCUCUCCAGGAUAUCAUGUUAAUACAAAUGACCUCUUACAUAACCAGCUACUCUUAUGUUUAUUUUAUACUGAUCAACUGUACUGGACCAACUGUAAAUAACUGAAGAGUCUGGAAAGCUGAAAUCAAGUUGAUAUGACCCUGUUUCCUAAUUCCUGAUUGUCCUUCUUAGAUAAAUGAACUGAACACAAAUGUCAAAUGAAAAAUAUUUGUCUGCUCCACCUGGGAGCCGGACUUCCACAAUAGGACAUCAGAAUCAUUGUGUGCUUGAUAAAAAAAAAUCUCUACAGUGGGCUGUAAGAGAGGAUUCACUCAAAAGAAGUGCUUAUCUAAGUGUUGCCAACAGUCGUGUUAUAGAUGUACAAUGUAUUUGUUGUUCAUUUUCUAUUUGUACUGUGUCAUAAUGAUGUAAUAGUGACUUGGUGAAUUUUCUUUGCUAACAGAGAAUACAGAGAAUGUAUUAUAUAUAAAUUAAGGAGACUCUACAUUGGAUCAAGUUGUCUGUUGAUCCAUCACCUUGAUUCAAACUGAAAUAUCUCAACAACUAUCGGAUGGAUUCCCGUUAAAUUUUGUACAGACAUUCAUGGUCCUCAAAGGGUGAAUCUUACCAACGUUGAUGAUCCCGAGUUUAUUCCUGGCAUCACCAGCAGGUCAAAGUUUUCACUUAUCCUGUAAAAUAUCUCAACAUCUGCAUGAUGGGAUGGUAUUUUGCACCAAUAUUGAUGGUUCCCAGAGGAUGAAUCCUGACUUCGGUGAUCUUCUGACUUUUCCUCUAGCACCACCAUGAAGUUCACAUUUGUGGUUUUGGGUGAAUUUAUAUCUCAACAAAUAACGUAUCCCCUUCAGGAUGAUUUGUAACAACUUUGAUGAUGACCUAACUUGCACCAUCAUCAGAAAAAAAUGUUUAAAUUCAGUUUGUCCAAUACUUUGGUUUAUGAUCUAAAUACCUGCAAAACUAAUGACAUCAGCCUCAGCGAUACUUUGGGUUUAGUGCUAUUUAGUCAAUUCAGUGUUAACAUGCUAACAUGAGAACUAGCAAGUCUGACAUAAAUAUUUUGUCAGUUUGGAUGAGGAAACCAAUUUUUUUUAUCGUGCAGCAGACUGAUGUUUUUUAUCCAGAUAUUUCUGGACUUUCAUCUAUUUCACAUGGCAACACACUGUGGGAAAAAUGUUUUGGCACGGCCUUAUUUACUGAGAUUUCCUCUCCAAAACACAACAGUGAUUUAAUCACAAGACAGCUCUCUGUCAG
Messenger RNA from Thunnus maccoyii (southern bluefin tuna), 2503 nucleotides. RefSeq lists its product as uncharacterized. Gene Ontology annotation, biological process: protein polyubiquitination; regulation of double-strand break repair. Gene Ontology annotation, molecular function: RNA binding. The record is from RefSeq and is a predicted model, not a curated record. The coding region runs from base 489 to 1133 and encodes 214 amino acids. NCBI's taxonomy places the organism in Eukaryota, Metazoa, Chordata, Actinopteri, Scombriformes, Scombridae. The transcript is spliced from 6 exons. Gene Ontology annotation, cellular component: nucleus.